CGGGAAAUAGUACAUCGUCGUAAGGAACGGGAAGCCAAGGAGGAUAGACACCGCUCCAGACCGAAACACAGCUCGAAUUCGGCCAAAUUGCAACAGGCGUUGGAUGCUUACGAACGGGAAUUGCGACGCGAAGCCAAACGGCGACUAGAAUUAUCCGCAUCUGGAGUUUCUGCCACUUCAAACGAUCCGGAAUUUUGGUUAGGCGUGGCCAAACGUCAAACCGGUUCAGAUCGUUGGGGUCAUGAUGGUUGGGAAGAAUUACAACGUCCCGGACCACCAGCAAUUAGUGAAUCGUUCCUUUCCUAUUCGUCUGAAUCGAAAAACAAGGAUGUGUCCGUCAAAACAUCGGUUCCGAAAUUACCGGUAGCACGCGUCACCGCGCCACCGUCAGCACCUUCACCACCAUUACCAUCACCACCACCUUCGAUCAUAACAACAAAAUCAUCAGAUAAGACUGUCCCAAAGAAAACGGAAACCGUGCCUAUUUCAGUUCGUUCUCCCGUAUCGGACCACGGAAAGUCCCAAAAACGAAGCAAAAAAGAGAAAAAAAAGUCGCAGAAAGAUAAACGAACCAAAUUAUCUGGUGAAGUGACUGUNACGUGGUGA
This is a messenger RNA of Echinostoma caproni, 606 nucleotides long. The record is from the annotation of a GenBank genome assembly. NCBI's taxonomy places the organism in Eukaryota, Metazoa, Platyhelminthes, Trematoda, Plagiorchiida, Echinostomatidae.